Molecule: messenger RNA, 3882 nt
Organism: Fragaria vesca subsp. vesca
Lineage: Eukaryota; Viridiplantae; Streptophyta; Magnoliopsida; Rosales; Rosaceae
Exons: 8
Coding region: 67-3882 (1271 amino acids)
Biological process (GO): microtubule-based movement
Cellular component (GO): kinesin complex; microtubule
Molecular function (GO): ATP binding; microtubule binding; ATP hydrolysis activity
Source: RefSeq, a predicted model, not a curated record
UCUCCAAUUCUCAAACCCUAAAGCUCCAAUCUUUGAAAACCCAAACCCGCACAGCUCCGAUCUUUAAUGGCUCCGACGCCGUCCUCCGCGAAAUCCCACCACUCCCACCAAACCCUAGCCCGAACCCCCCAAUCCCGCCACCGCCUCCAGUUCUUGAAACCCCAAACCCCAAACCCCUCCUCCGCCCUCAAAGACUCUCCGGCAGAGCACCCAAUCGAGGUCCUCGCCCGGAUCCGAGACUACCCGGAUUCCAAAGACCCACAACCCGCCCCGGUUCUCCAAAUCAACCCACAAAAACAGAGCAUCCGGGUCAGAGCCGAUUUCGGGUACCGGGACUUCACCUUGGACGGGGUCUCGGUCUCCGAAAGCGACGAUCUUGGAGAGUUCUAUAGUCAAUUUGUGAAGUCGAGGAUUGAUAGUGUGAAAUUGGGGGAGAAAUGUACGAUUAUGAUGUAUGGGCCAACUGGGUCUGGGAAGAGUCAUACUAUGUUUGGGUGUUGUAAGCAGCCUGGGAUUGUGUAUAGGUCUUUGAGGGACAUAUUGGGUAGUGGGGAGGAGGAGGAUGGUGUGGUGGGGACGUUUGUGCAGGUCACGGUUUUGGAGAUUUAUAAUGAGGAGAUUUAUGAUUUGCUGUCUAGUAAUGGUGGUGGUGGUGGGUUUGGGUUUGGGUGGCCUAAAGGGAAUGCCUCCAAUUCGAAGGUUAGACUUGAAGUAAUGGGAAAGAAGGCAAAGAAUGCAACCUACAUUUCUGGAAAUGAAGCUGGAAAAAUUUCGAAAGAGAUUCAGAAAGUGGAGAAGCGGAGGAUUGUUAAGAGUACCCUUUGCAAUGAAAGAAGUUCUCGGAGCCAUUGCAUGAUAAUUCUUGAUGUCCCAACAGUGGGUGGGCGCUUGAUGCUUGUUGAUAUGGCUGGUUCUGAAAAUAUUGAGCAAGCUGGACAAAUUGGCUUUGAGGCAAAAAUGCAGACUGGAAAGAUCAACCAAGGAAACAUAGCACUAAAAAGAGUGGUUGAAUCCAUUGCAAAUGGUGAUUCACAUGUGCCCUUCAGAGACAGCAAGCUUACCAUGCUUCUACAGGACUCUUUUGAGGAUGACAAGACGAAAAUCUUAAUGGUUCUGUGUGCAAGCCCAGAUCCAAAGGAGAUACACAAGACAAUCGCGACCCUUGAGUAUGGUGCAAAAGCAAAAUGUAUAGUCCGUGGUCCUCAUACGCCAAUUAAGGAUAAAGUUGGGACUGAAGAUUCAUCUGCAGUUAUUUUAGGAUCAAGGAUUGCUGCCAUGGAUGAAUUCAUCCUGAAACUACAAAAGGAGAACAAGCUGAAAGAGAAGGAGCGAAAUGAAGCGCAUAAGUUGCUACUGAAAAAAGAAGAGGAGGUUGCUGCAAUGAGAGCUAAACUUCAGUCAAUGGAAGGGAAGGGAUCUGGAUCAAAGGAGGAAGAGUUCAAGUUGAAAGUGAAUGAAGUUGCCCAGACUCUGAAACAGGAAUUGGAAAGGAAGUUGGAGGAGUGCCAGAGAAUGGCCAAUGAGUUUGUUGAACUAGAGAGGAGGAGAAUGGAAGAAAGGAUACUGCAACAGCAACAAGAAGUUGAAAUGUUGAGAAAGCGGUUGGAGGAAAUUGAGUUUGAGCUAUGCCGCUCAAGUGAUGGAAAUGGCAUGGAGAGUGGGAGAAAGGACAAUGAUGGAACCCAGUUUGCCAAAAGGUUGAUGGGCAUCUAUGCCAGUGAUGGCACAGGGAUGAUGAAGUCAAUGGACAUGGUGAAGUCCAUGGAUCUGGACAUGGAUGAUCAAGAACCCUUUGUAGGUGUGAACUGUGGGGCAUAUCAAUCUGACUGCAAUAGUAACCAAGGAUUUGUGAACCAGCCUCAUUUAAAUGCAAUUGCUACAGAGAAUAAUGACUCUUUUGCAGAAAAAUAUGCUGACAGGGUAUGCCUCAGCACUGUUUUUGAGGAAGAAGAAUUGGAAGAGGAAGAACGUAAAGAAAAUGUGGAUGUUGAAGAAGUGCAGAAAGAAGUUAUAGAGGAAAAGAGAGUGUGUGUGGUUGAUGGGUCUAGCCUCAAAAGUAAUUAUCAGAGCACACCAACUUUAAAUCAGACAAACAGAAAUAUAGGGGAAGAUGGCAAGGGAGGACCAGAUGAUAGGCUUGUCAGAAUUCGCAACAUAUUUACACUCUGUGGAAACUACAGAGAGCUCUCUCAACACAUCACAAGUCCAGCACCUACUCUGAAGCCACUUGAAUCAUUCCAAUCAGAAAGUGACAAUGAGAUGUCAUUGGCUUCCAAGGAGAACUACAACCCUUCAAAUGAUGGAAGUGAUGGAACUAAUGCAGAUUGCGAAGUGUAUGUGAAAUGGGAGGCUUCUAAAGAAAAUCCAGGGAAGUUCAUUACAACUCUAAGGGUUGUCAAAGAUGCAAGCCUCGCUGACCUGCGAAAGCUUAUUGAAAUCUAUCUUGGCGCAGACAAUCAAGCUUUCAACUUUCUCGUGCUUGGGGAUCCCACUGGAGCUGUAGUACCAAAAGAGAAGGAAGCAACAAUACAGGCAACUAAGCUUCCCCUUUGCAAUGGUGAUACUAAUGGAUACUUGGCUUGCUUGAGACCAUUAAAGGGAACACAGGGAAUGCAUAGCAGCCCAAUUCAGCAGCUCCCAUUGACUCCUCUCCCCUUGAGCUCAUUGGAGAACAGACUACCAGUCACCCCAACAACAACUUGCUUUACACCAAAAACUGUGAGAAUUGGAGAGGGAGUAGAAUGCACAGAAAGUAUCUUCGGAUUUGCCGCAUCGGAACACGGGGAGGGGCUUGGAGCCGCGGAUGGCGGCAACGGCGAAGAUGGUUCCGGCAAGACCGCUGAGGAGGGAUAUGAAAGAGAAGACGAUAAUGGUUACGGGAGUGGGGAUAGAAGCAGAGUUGGGUUUGCGGGACUUGAGGAGCUUGGAGAAGUAGGUGGCAGUGGUGGUGGUGGGGAGAGGGGAAGACUAGCGAUAUCCUUAACCAUUAUGGGUUCAGUCUUUAAGGUCAAGAGCUCUGCAACAAUAAAAGAUAUCAAGGCUGUAAUAUGUGACAUGUACAGAUUUCCUGACAAUCAUCCAGAGUUUUUCUUGGCUGGUCAACCGCUCAUGGACUUCCAAAGGGUAGUGGACUGUGGAUUUCUUGAGGGCGCUGUUGAUCUUGUUUUCAAGAAUAUUGUGGGAAUUAAAAUAUUUGUCAAACUACCAUCUAGUCAGGACACCAUUGAGAUCGAGGCAAAAUCAGAAGAUACCAUCCUAAAAGUAAAAACAAUGAUUCAGGCUAAGGAGAAGAUUCAUCCAGGCCAAUUCACACUUGUGUAUGAUGGAAAGCUCCUUGAGGAUGACAUGACACUGGGCUCAGUACAUAUGAAGAAUGAGUCGACCCUUUACAUGGUUUCUGCUCCUAAAGAUUUUCUCUCAAUAUCAGUGAAAGCACCUUCAAGAGAGACUUUCAAAUUCAAGGUUAAACCCUUGUUUACUGUUAGAGAUGUCAAAAUUAUAGUUGAGAGCUAUACAGGUUGCUCAAUCAGUGAUCACAUUCUGAUCUAUUCCGGAAAUGAGCUUGAGGAUCUGAAGACAUUGGCUUUUUAUGACGUGAAAGAUGAAUCAGUAUUAGAGAUCUCACCUCCCCCUUUUCAGAUAUUUGUUAGAGUUUGUGAUGGGAAACUUAUAAGUAUUGAUGUGAAGCCGAGUGAUAGUGUCGAAGAAUUGAAGAGAGCGAUUUUCCACAAGCUUAAUGUGUCGAUGAUGCCUUUUGAUUUUUAUAAGCUUGUGUUUAGCUGGGAACAGCUCGAUGAAGUUCGGAAUCUGGCUAGCUACAACAUCCAACAGGGCAGCAAACUUCGUUUGGUUCUCUCAUCAUCUGUUAUUGUAAGGGAUUAA